AUGGGAGUCUCUGACACUGAUGAUUAUCAGGCCACAAUUCAGAAAAGUCAUGCCAGAAUGGGUGACCUUAAAGCCUUUGAUGAUACUAAGGCUGGGGUUAAAGGGCUUGUUGACGCUGGAAUCACCAAAGUACCUGAAAUAUUCAUUCUACCACCAAAAAACAGGCCAGAAUCCUUGGAUAGAUGUGGGUCACCGUUCAUUUUUCCAAUGAUAGACCUUGAAGGCAUGGAUGAAGACCCAAUCAAGCAUAAAGAGAUUGUGGACAAAGUUCAAGAUGCAUCGGGGACAUGGGGUUUCUUCCAAGUGGUUAAUCAUGAAAUUCCAACUUCUGUCCUUGGAGAAAUGUUGCGAGGAACAUGA
Molecule: messenger RNA, 360 nt
Organism: Capsicum annuum
Lineage: Eukaryota; Viridiplantae; Streptophyta; Magnoliopsida; Solanales; Solanaceae
Product: 1-aminocyclopropane-1-carboxylate oxidase homolog
Exons: 1
Coding region: 1-360 (119 amino acids)
Source: RefSeq, a predicted model, not a curated record